AUGUAUAGUUGUUGUUGUUCAGUAUUCAACUGGACAGGCACACACAACGUAGCAAGAGUAUCCAAAGCCGGUUUCAACAACUGCAUUUCGUCGAACGCCAUUGAUACAAUCCAAGGUACAAGCCCAUACAACAUCACUCUCUCUUCCAACGAGACUUACUACUUCAUCUGCGGCGUCGGUCCUCCCUGCACUUUGGGCCAGAAAGUCUCCAUCUCCGUCGGCAAUAGCAGCGCCGCCGCCAGCAACGCCGGACCUCCGCCGCUCACCACCGCAGGAGCAGCAGCGUUUUGGGCAGUGGUGGUGGGUCUGCUGGCCGUGUCUCUUUCAUCAUAA
Camellia sinensis is the source of this 333-nucleotide messenger RNA. Lineage: Eukaryota; Viridiplantae; Streptophyta; Magnoliopsida; Ericales; Theaceae. The record is from RefSeq and is a predicted model, not a curated record.